AUAAAAAUUAGAAAACAACAAGAGCACCUUCCCCAAUAAUUUCUCCUGUUUUGAGCGUCGAUUAAUUAACUUUUGAGUGAGAAAAUCGCCGGGAAACGAUGGAAUCAGAGAAAGCGACGAAUGAAACCCUAGUCUCAGAAGCCGAGGCCAAUCAAGAGCCGACACUUCAGCAGAAUUCUCAGUUAGACGAAGAAGAAGAAGAAGAAGAUGUUGAGGAUGAAGUGGGAGUUGAUGAAAUUGGAAUAUCGAAAUCGACAUCGUUGGAUCAGAAGGAGAUUCUGAGUGCUCUGGAGGUCGUGGAGAGAGACUCGGUGGCGAUCGCCGACAGCUUCACCUCUCUCUUCGCUUCCCUACGCUUGGCUCUCUCCGAGGUAACAAGCACUUCAGUUGACCAUAUGCGAUGCUUCAGUGAUGCUGCAGGCCGACUUCAAGAAUGUGUGUCUGGCCGUAGACUCUCUCUUGCGGCUUCCACUUCAUGGCUGCAGAGAUCCUGCUGCCAGUGCCAGGCUUUAUUCUUUACCUUUCCAUCACUUGCCCAGUUGCCCUUACAGAAGAGCUUGGUGAUAGUAGCAAAACAACAGUUAGUUUUUGCACUUGAUGCAGCAACAAAAGGGAAUCGCUAUAUAAAUUCCUGUCUCAGAUUAAAUGAGGAAAUAAAAGGCAUGGAUAGUCUAGCCACACAACUAUUUUCACUCUGCAGUUCCAUUGGAUUUGCUUCCUUGAUGUUUGCAAAGAAAAAUUCUGAGGAAGAACGUAGAUACUUUGGACUCGGCUGUGAAUAGGCUCCUACGUCUUCCAUGAUGGUGAUAUUCUUGACACUGAUUUUGUCAGUUACAAAGAUUGCUUCUUCAAAUUUCUUUGUACCUGUGAUGUGCUAGUUUACUUGAUUAUUUUUUUAAUGAUUGUUUCAGUGUGGUUGAUAUUACCUCUAUACUAAUAUAUGAAGGCAGAAGGCUAUUGGUGUUGUGUGGAUUUUGUUCCAUACCAAUAUUAUCCUCAAAUUGUUCAUUUA
This is a messenger RNA of Camellia sinensis, 1012 nucleotides long. Lineage: Eukaryota; Viridiplantae; Streptophyta; Magnoliopsida; Ericales; Theaceae. The record is from RefSeq and is a predicted model, not a curated record.